This is a messenger RNA of Uloborus diversus, 2721 nucleotides long. RefSeq names its product mutS protein homolog 4-like. Gene Ontology annotation, biological process: mismatch repair; reciprocal meiotic recombination. The coding region runs from base 1 to 2586 and encodes 861 amino acids. The record is from RefSeq and is a predicted model, not a curated record. NCBI's taxonomy places the organism in Eukaryota, Metazoa, Arthropoda, Arachnida, Araneae, Uloboridae. Gene Ontology annotation, cellular component: nucleus. Gene Ontology annotation, molecular function: ATP binding; mismatched DNA binding; ATP-dependent DNA damage sensor activity. The transcript has 23 exons.
AUGUAUGAGCUUCACGUGCCUCAUCAGGGCCGUAAGCUGAACAUCACUGGAUAUAAAAGAAAAACCAUCGACCAAGGUCAGUCAUCUUGUGAUGAUUCUUUCUUUCUGCAACCAAAAGUACCAGCCUCAGGAAUAAGUUUUCAGCAUAAAGUAAGGAUCUCAUCUGUUAGCACUUCAAAUGGAACAAAAACUUCAAAAAGUACAGUUACACCAAAUGUUCCAACAUCAUCUACGACUGGAUUGUCUUCAUAUUCCAAAUCGUCUGCUACCCCUCAGAUAGGGAGUUUAAAAAUAGCUGCUGUUGUAGAAGGCAGAGGAAAUGCAAGGGGAGAGAUUGGAAUGGCUUACAUUGAUUUAAGAAACCCAGUUUUAGUACUCUCUCAGUUUGCAGAUACUCAAGCAUAUAUUCAUCUUGCUGUUCAACUAAACAUAUUGCAACCUAUUGAAGUAAUUAUGCCAGGCACUGUGGAGUUCAGUACAAAAUCAAAACUUAUUUGUAGAAUGCAAGAGCUAUUUCCUGACAUACUUACCGUUACAGUCCUAAGGAAAUAUUUCAAUGAAACUAAAGGUUUACAGUGCAUUCAAGAACUGUGUGCAGCAGAUUAUAAAACUGUAGAAAUUGAAGUUGCCAAAAAAUACUAUUGUCUUUCUGCUUGUGCUGCUCUCAUAAAAUAUGUGGAAUAUAAACAAAACAUGUCAUAUGCCCAUCAUUCUCUGAGAGUUAUUUACUGUACCAGUGCAAAUACAACUCUGAUAAAUACUGCUACAGCCUGCCACUUGGAAUUGGUUACGAAUGAAUUGGGAAAAAUUGAUCAUACCUUGUAUGGCAUAUUGAACCACACACAAACACCUGGUGGGAAUAGACUUCUGCGAGCAAACAUUUUACAACCACCCUGUGAUCUCAAUACAAUCAACACUCGUUUGGAUUGCAUAGCUGAACUUAUCAGUGAUGAGCAUCUAUUUUAUGAUUUAAAGGCUGUUAUUGCUAAAUUUGUGGAUACAGAACAAUUACUUUCACUGUGUGUUCAGAUUCCCAAAGAGAAAAAUCUUCGAAAUUGUGAACAAAAAAUAACAAAUAUUAUAUGUUUGAAGCAUGCUCUUGACUUAGUGAAACCACUGCAUUCUGUUUUAGCCACAAGCAAAAAUGAACUCUUUCAAACCUAUUUUAAGGCUUUGUCAGAUGAGCAAUUUUUGGAACUUCAGGAGAAAAUAAACGUUGUAAUUCAUAGUGAUACUAGAUGGCAAAGAGGUGUGUUAAAUAUGCAUAUGCAGAAGUGUUUUGCUGUGAAGUCAAACAUUAAUGGACUCUUAGAUGUUGCUCGUCGGGCUUAUUCAGAAUCUGUGAAUGAUAUUAUGGAAAUCACAAAACAGUUGGAAAAGCAGUACAACAUUAAACUGCAUGUUGGUUUUAAUUCUACUCGAGGUUUUUUUCUUCAGAUCGUAAGCAAACUCAACAUAGCAGAGGAAGAUUUGCCACCUGUGUUUGUAAAAGUCAAUAAAUAUAAAAGUACUAUAACCUGUACUACUGAAGAUCUGAUAAAACUAAAUGAUCGUGUCAGAGAGUCGUUACAGGAAAUUUAUUUAAUGAGUGAUAUAAUAAUUGAAGAGGUUUUGGGUGAAGUUCGAGAACAUGUCACUUGCUUAUAUAGCUUAACUGAAGCAGUUUCAUCAAUAGACUUCCUUCUUUCUCUUGCUCAUGUGUGUACGCUUUCUGAUCAUGUUUCUCCUGAAUUUUCCGAUACUUUUGCUGUCAAAAAUGGCAGGCAUCCAGUAGUAGAGAAGAUUGGUGGAACCACUUUUAUUCCAAAUGAUACAUUCUUUUGUGAGGAGAAAAAUUUUAUGAUAUUGACUGGUGCAAACAUGAGUGGAAAAACAACUUACUUGAAGCAAAUUGCAAUACUGCAAAUCAUGGCUCAAAUGGGUUCUUAUGUACCUGCCGAGUUUGCCUCUUUCCGCCUCACAGAUCAAAUCUUAUCUCGAAUGGGAAGUAAUGAUGACAUUGAAAAAAAUUGUUCUUCUCUAAUGGUGCAGAUGAAGGAAGCAAAUUAUAUUGUUCAGCAAGCCACAGAUAAAUCAUUGAUCAUUAUAGAUGAACUCGGAAGAGGUACAAAUAUAGAAGAAGGAUGUGGCUUAGCAUAUGCUAUAUGUGAAGCACUUUUGGAAACAAAGGCUUUCACUUUAUGUGCUACACAUUUUUCAGAACUUGUCCAGCUAUUUUCAGUUUAUCCAAAUGCUCAAAAUUACCAUUUCAAAGUAAAUUAUGACAUAAAUGAAAAUGAUGGUUAUCUCUGUAGCUUUACAUACAGUUUAACUCAAGGACCUUGUAAAGAAAAAUACUAUGGCAUUAAAAUGGCAGAAUUUUCGAAAAUUCCCUCAACAGUAAUUUCAGAUGCUAAACAGUUGAUUGAUGAAACAUCUGCAGAUGAUGAAAAUGCUGAGAAAAUAGAUCAAAAUGAUUCUACAAAACAAGAUGAAAUAAAUCUUGCAAUUCAUCUCAUACAAGUAACCCAGGACUCUCUAUUGGAAGAACAGCAGUUAAGAUGUCACUUAAAAACUUUAAAAUCUCAAAUUUGUGAACAAAAUUAAUGCUUAGCAACUUCUAGUUUAACUGAACAUUCAUGAUGUUCCAUAUUUUGCUCAUGCUUGUGUAAAACACUGUUUUCUAAGCAUAAUGUUGCUGUCAUUCUGUUAAAUUUUAUUGUUAAACAUGUCUGAUGUUUG